UGUCGGGGUCUUGACAAAGGAAGUCGCAGACGAACUGCAGCCGUUAGCAUCUCUGCUAAACCCCAACAAACAGCGACGGUAUAUCAAAAUAAACAAAAAUAUCGCGUGAACUAUGGUCUUCAGUCACUUUUGCGAAAUUUGUAAUUGUGCAAACACGAUAAAAGACAUGCAUGUAUGUGAAUAAUGGUGCAUUUGAGGAGUGUGUGGAUUUAGCACCGGACUAUUGUUCCUCAUGUCAUGAUGCCAGCCUGAUCUUAAAGAGACCGCCUGCCCUCUGUUGCACCUGCUGAAAUCAUUCAGGCUUCACUAAAAGAAUAGAUCAUAUGCACAAAUUUGAUGAAUUCGAACACUGGUGCUGUGAAUAAGUAUAACAAAACUACUGCAUGAAGUGUCCCAUCAUCAGGUGAAUGAAGUCUCGUCAUUGAUAACCAAUACAGUGACCAGGACAUUGACGGAGAAGAUGGACAAGAAAUCCUUUGAUAUAGUCUUGGACGAAAUUAGAAAGUGUGUUUUGACAGACCAGCGAAUCAAAGCUAUAGAGCAGGUUCAUGGGUAUUUCUCCAGUGAACAGGUGAUUGACAUUUUGAAAUACUUCUCAUGGGCGGAGCCACAAGUAAAGGCAGUCAAAGCCUUGCAGCAUAAAAUGGUUGCAAUUCCAACAACGAAGGCUGCAAACAUCCUUAAUUGUUUCACAUUCUCAAAGGACAGAAUUAUUGUACUAGAACUCAUAGCUCUAAAUAUUUCUGAUGCCCAAAAUUACCGUCCUGUGGAGGAUGCAUUCCGUACUCACCUCGCUGAGAGGAAGCGUGCAAGAAGAAUCCUAGAGCAGGUGUGUAAGGUGGGAUGUAAAGCUCCAGUGGCGAUGAUUUCAUCCUGCGGGAUGAUCCCAGGCAACCCUUACCCCAAAGGCAAACCCAGCCAGGUCACUGGAACAUUCCCUGGAUUACCUGCCAAAAAGGAUGGAGACGAUGCAACCCUGGAUGGAAAGGGCAUUGCUGCACGCAUCCUUGGACCAAGCAAACCGUCACCAUCAACGUACAAUCCACACAGACCUGUCCCAUACCCUAUCCCGCCAUGUAGGCCACAUGCAACCAUUGCUCCAAGUGCGUACAACAACGCAGGUCUGGUGUCAGUGGGUGGGGUCAUCACCGCCAGUGUGCCACCCCCACCCUACCGAGCCACUCCCAAUUUGGCAGGUUACAGCCGACCUGUCAGUCAACAAAAUCCAACCACCAACAUCUCUGGCACACCUGCUAUCUCUCCUCAUAACUCCAACGCAUCUACUCCUGUCACCUCCCAGCCUCAGCCUACCACACCAAUCACUCCGGUUUUUCCUGGCAUGGUCCCAUCCCAAAACCCUGGAACCCCCUCCCCUACUCCUGCACCCUCACCCUCACCCUCAGUCAUCAAAGGGCCUCCUUUCCCAGCUGGUUCUCCCCAAGUUGCCUCAAACUCCAGUGGCCACACCACACCAGUUCCUUCUCCGUUCCCUGGCAUGACCCCUUCUGGUCGAAACACCCCUUCCGUCAUCAAAACUCAUACACCAUCUGGAACACCCUGUGGAACACCCGGGCCAAGUUCAAGCAUCCCUCCUUCUCCAUUCCACGGUGCACCCCGCUCAGAAACACCUUCCGGUGGACUCACAUCUUCUCCCAGGGCAACUGGUGACCCCUUGACUCCUCAUGGAGCUAUGGGAUUACACCCAAUGAAGGGUUACCCACCUUCCUCAGAUUACCAGUCAGCACUUUCACUCCCUGGCACUCCCUCUACCCAGUCACAUUCAGUUAUCCGUAGUUACACACCCUCAGGGAUGUCCUCUCUCACUCCUGGACGCUCUACUCCCAACAUGCAAGGUGUUGGUGGAUUACCAGUGCCGCCUGCGGCUCCAAGUCCUAAGCCCUCUCCUGGACUCACCUCUCAGGCAGCCAUGAGUAGCUCUGCUGGAGCUUUGUUUAGUGAGCAACAUGCCAGCUCCAUGGCCCGGCACGGCGGAGGUAGUGGAAGCAACAGUCCUGUUCCUGCUUUCAAAGGUCCCUCCAGGUCGGGCACCCCUUCUCUUAGCUCUCUAGUAAUGCCUAGCUCUGCUGUUCUUGCCCGACCCAUGGGCAUAGCCCAUGGUACUGCCUCGCCACAAUCUUCUUUACCCAGCACUGCUGGUGUAGCCGGACUCCACAGUCUUUCCUCAGCUCUGGGCUCUCAAUCUCGAAGCAGCCCUGCUCCUCAUUUUCCAGCAAUGUCUCAUUUCCCUGGCACUCAGUCCUCCAUUUCCACCCCAUCCACUCCUACUCCUCCAGUCUCAUCUGUAUAUUCUCCAGUCUCAUCUGUAUAUUCUGGCAUGGCUCACUCUAGCGCUCCCACACCCACCCCCUUUGGCCUGGGAUUGACCACAGCUCCCUCCGUGUUCCCGGGUCUUCCUCCUGGCCAAAACCCUGCUUUCCCAGGUUUUGGAGGCUCAGGGCCCAGUGCAGCAGGUAGUCCAGUGCUGUCCUCUUUAAUGGGGCUUCCAGGAGCCUCUUCCUCAGUAGCCACCGUUGCACCUCUCCAGGCAGCAGCAGUCGCAGCAGCUGCUGCAGCAGGAGUCCCCACCUCUUCUCCUGUGCUUCCUGGAUUCGCCUCUGCAUUCAGCUCUAACUUCAACCCCGCCCUUGUUGGCCAGGCUGGGCUAAGUGGUAGUCUCCAGGCCCCUGGAGGUACAGCUUUCCCAGGGUUGCUGUCUUUCUCCCCAGGGAUGCCCAGCUUCUCCACGACAGCAUCUCCUGUUGCCCUUUCUGGUCUUCACAACUCCAGCAUGCAAUCUGCUCUUUUGCAGGCUCACUCUGCAUCAGCGCUUGACAGUUACCCUCCCCAGCCAAAUGGAUUCACGAACUAUCCUGCAGCCACUGGCUCAAGUUUCCCUCUGCAGCCAGGCCUGCAUCCACAACUGGGCUGGCAGUAACUCAUUAUGAGUUACAGAGGACAGGCAUAUCGAAAACUGUGAGUGCAGUGUGCAUAAACAGUGACGAACAUUGUGGACUGUCGUGAUCUGCUUGGAAAAAGGUGUGUAAUAAUGCAAUUAUGGGUAAAUUCAAAAACUUACGCGGCAGCUCUACUCUCCAAUAAUUUCCUGUAGAAGACACUCAACAUCUCAAAUAAAGACAGGCUUGUGGUUUAGAGCUCUGCAUUAGUAGAACAGACUUUUUAUUGACUUUUGAGGGCUGGGCUGGACUGUUUGUUAUAUGUAUUUGAAUGGAAUUAAUAAUAUUCUUUAGUAUUAUUUUGUUGGUUUGUAGUAGGGUUUAACUCUGUUUAAGCAUCAUAAUUUUAAAAAUGAAUACUAAAAUGAAUUUUAAAUAUACACCAGUAGAGCAAAUGUGAAUAGUGUGGGUGUCUAAAUUUUACUGUUUUUCCCUGUAUCAUGAAAGUAGUUAACUGACCUUUUCUUCAAAUCUGUCAAAUACUGUACAUGUUAAUACCCUUUGAGAAUGGGUAAAUUAGGUGUUUGUUCUUUGUACUGUAGCUGUUCUGUUUUCCCCCCAUUAUUUUCCUAAGUUACCUUGCAAAUAUUAAAGGAGAUGCUUUGCAACUCCAAAGUGACUUUAGUGUUACAAAUUUUACAGUUGUCCAAUUUUGCUGAUAUUAAGGUCAGAACCAUGAAAUUUGCAUGUAUACAAUGUGUAGAUCUCAGUGUCUACGAUAAUCAAGUUUGUGUUCAUUUAUAUAUUAUAAAAUAUAAUAAAGAAUAUGGUAGGUUUAGUCUAGUAUGUUCUAAUAGCUUCAUGAAAUAAAAGUUCUUUUCUUAGA
Carassius carassius (crucian carp) is the source of this 3780-nucleotide messenger RNA. Its product is annotated as proline and serine-rich protein 1-like. The record is from RefSeq and is a predicted model, not a curated record. Bases 461 to 2935 code for a protein of 824 amino acids. NCBI's taxonomy places the organism in Eukaryota, Metazoa, Chordata, Actinopteri, Cypriniformes, Cyprinidae. The transcript has 12 exons.